AUCAAAACAGCUGUUGCUGAUUAAAGGUGUUCUAAUAUUUUGUGCUCAUUGGAAGUGAAUUGUAGCAGCAAUCUUUUCUUAUCUCCCUUCCUUCUGUUAUUAGUUUUUCUUUUGCACCCAGUUAAUAUGUCCGUAAGUUUACGUUUCGUCACAAAAUCCCUCUCCAACUUGUUGCCACGUUGUGUUGCGGCAAGCGUACCACAACAGGCCAGAGGUGCGGCUCACUAUCCCAUCAAUGAUAAAUUUUACGGCUUAAAUGAGGAACAACAGAAGUUGCGUGAGAUCGCUUUCAAUUUCUUUCAAAAGGAAUUAGCACCGUAUGCCAAGGAAAUCGACAAGAAUGACAACUUCAAAGAUCUACGCGCAUUUUGGCAGAAGAUGGGCGAACUGGGCUUUCUAGGCAUCACAGCUGAACCGGAUUUCGGUGGCACUGGUGGUACUUACCUUGAUCACUGCAUUAUCAUGGAGGAGAUUUCUAGAGCUGCUGGUGGCGUUGCGCUCUCCUACGGUGCGCACUCAAAUCUUUGCGUGAAUCAGCUCACGAAAAACGGCACCAACGAACAAAAAGAGAAAUACCUACCAAAACUGUGUAGUGGCGAGCAUAUCGGCGGUUUGGCCAUGUCCGAACCAGGUUCCGGUUCUGAUGUCGUCUCGAUGAAGUUGCGCGCCGAGAAAAAGGGUGACUACUAUGUGCUCAACGGCAGCAAAUUUUGGAUUACCAAUGGCUCAGAUGCCGACACAUUGAUUGUGUACGCCAAAACCGGUACCGGUUGCGAGGACAAGCAUGCGAUAACGGCGUUUAUCAUAGAGACAGCGUGGGAGGGUUUUAGUGUGGCGCAGAAACUGGAUAAAUUGGGUAUGCGUGGCAGCAGCACAUGCGAAUUGGUGUUCCAGGAUCUCAAAGUGCCGGCUAAGAAUAUUUUGGGCAAAGAAAAUAAGGGUGUCUAUGUGCUGAUGUCCGGUUUGGAUUAUGAACGUCUUGUGUUGGCUGCCGGUCCCGUGGGUCUGAUGCAAGCCGCCAUCGAUGUCUCCUUCGACUAUGCGCAUCAGCGCAAGCAAAAGGGCCAGCUAAUUGGUGAAUUCCAGCUGAUGCAGGGCAAAAUGGCUGAUAUGUAUACCACUUUGAGCGCCUGCCGUUCGUAUUUGUAUGCUGUGGCGCGUGCCGCCGAUUGUGGUGAGCGCAGUUCAAAGGAUUGCGCUGGUGUCAUUUUGUAUUGUGCCGAGAAAGCCACCCAAGUGGCGCUGGAAGCCAUACAAAUACUUGGUGGUAAUGGUUAUAUCAAUGAGUAUCCGACCGGUCGCAUAAUGCGCGAUGCAAAAUUGUAUGAGAUCGGUGCUGGAACUUCGGAGAUUCGUCGUUGGUUGAUCGGCCGCCAGUUGAAUCAGGAAUACAAGUAAACGUUACGCUGAGAUUGCGGUUGUGAUUUGUGCCUUGCAGAAAACCCAUCUAUGAUAUAUACUAUUAACAAACAGACUACUUGUUGCAUUUAUUUUUGUACCUGUGUACAGUUAUAUGUAUGUGUAUAUAAUAUACUCGGAAAUAAGCUUAUGUUUUUAUACAUAAAUAUGCAUACAUAU
This is a messenger RNA of Bactrocera dorsalis (oriental fruit fly), 1578 nucleotides long. RefSeq names its product isovaleryl-CoA dehydrogenase, mitochondrial. Gene Ontology annotation, cellular component: mitochondrion. Gene Ontology annotation, molecular function: 3-methylbutanoyl-CoA dehydrogenase activity; flavin adenine dinucleotide binding. Gene Ontology annotation, biological process: L-leucine catabolic process. The coding region runs from base 127 to 1398 and encodes 423 amino acids. Lineage: Eukaryota; Metazoa; Arthropoda; Insecta; Diptera; Tephritidae. The transcript has 3 exons. The record is from RefSeq and is a predicted model, not a curated record.